CGUGCCGAUGCGGCUGACGACACAGGUUCCCCACAACUCCAGGCGCUGCCUCCAGAAGUCUCGGAAACGCAAUUAGUUUGUCCUUAACGAACGGCGGAGGUAUUAUGCAGAAGCGGAAGGAAGCAAGCGGGUUGUAUUUAAAUUAAAAUUUUCAAUGCGCGCUUAUUACUACGCGUUGUUUACUCACACCAACAACGUACUGUUUAUGUGGUUGCUUAGCGACGCCUGAGUUUGCGAGGAUAAACUUUGAUCAAUGUUCUUCGCGCAGUCGGUUAGGUGAAAUUAUCAAGAGUUGGAUGCUUACUAACAAAAUGGAAAGCGAAACUAACAUACCCGGUGUAAUAUUGUUACGCGAUUUAUCGCUGGAGGUACGCAAAAGACUUGGAUUGGACGCGGUGACCAUACGCCAUCCUUACACAAGGGUACAAAGGGGUCUAUUGAUUCGUGAGGAGCUGAUUGAAAGAAUCAAACCCCAGGGGCAACAAACAAUUCGCGAAAUUGAUGAGCAUACUGACGAAGAUCAAUUCGCUGAUGAGGAUGAAGUGGAUGAGGCAAACGACGAAACCUUGUUGCUCAUGGUACGUACGCCUACGCACGACGAUUGCUUCCAAUUGUGCAUCAUGCCUCAAGCUGAACAGGAAACAAUUCGAUCAUUAAAACGGCUCGAAACUCGUGUAACUUCGCAAAUAAUCCGCCACCCUAGGCAUCGAUGGCAAGCGGAUCCUGCAACUGAGGAAUAUAUAAAUGCUGAAAAACCAAGCCUUUUUCGGGGUUUAGCCAAAGUUGAAAUGGAGACUAUUUAUCCUCGGUAUAAAACUAUAGAGUUGAGGUUGUGCCCUGCCCGGGAAGUGAGCAAAAAUGGCUGUUAUACGGAACUGGUUACCACCGAAAAAUAUCGCAAGGCAAUCGUUCACCAACGCCGCGUUUCCGUUUACGUACAGGCCAAGCCCUACACGAAUGAAGCAGGCACGCAAACGCCACUUAAAUAUCCGAAGACCACUUGGACGCAGUACGAGUUUGCUUAUCCGGAAAUUGCUGCACCGGACGAAGAGUUCGCCAUUUAUUUCAGUGAUAAAUUGCGCAAGAAAAUACGCGUGCUUGAAGAAGCUUUCUUGCACAAUUCGCACAUUAACUUUUACUCCCUUGAUUAUUAUUCUGGUGUGAUUCCGUAUCGGCCCGCCAUUCCACUGGAAUAUAAUUUAAAAAUAGUACUAAAAGAUGUGUUACGAUGUAAGGAUAAAAUGGUUAAUUCGAUUGUGGAAAUGGCGAAUGGUUACAUGGCGGUCUCGUAUAGUGACCAAUCAUGGAGGGCUUCGAAAAGACAGAGAGUGAAACAGUGUGCAGUGGAUUUUAAUGUGGUCCUUGUCUGGAGUACAGAAGAUCCUUUACAACCUAAAAUAUUAAUGGAUACGUUGGGUCAUAAUGUCACGAGCUUAAAAUUUAAAAAUGGUUUUCUUUUGGGAGGCUGUUCUAAUGGGCAAGUGUUGAUGUGGACCUGCAAUGUUGAUAAUAAUGACAAUACUGAUAAUGAACACUACCAAUUUGUAUGUGGGUUGCUUAACUGGUCAUGGGACAUAGUUAAUUUAAGAGUAGAAAAACCAAUUGCCAUGUCUUAUAUUGAGGAUUCUCAUCUACAUGGAAUUGGUGCUAUAGAGUGGUUAAAUCAUCAAGUGUUUGGCCGCUUUCCCCCUCUAUGUCUUCAAUUUUAUACUGUGGGAAUUGACGGUGUCUUGAAAUUAUGGAAUUGUCCCUUAGAUCUCGUUAAACCUUGUAUAGGAAAAUCUAAGUGGAAAUCAUCGAAGUGGGAUGUAAUUAGAAACCGGAUUCUGCCUAAAACUGACCAUGUAGCAGACAAUUCAGCAUUGUUUCAACUAAAGCCAUACUUUGAGAUCAAACUGACUGAGAAACCAGUCUCAAAUGCAUAUUUUUACACCGAUUCCGAAAUACAAAUAACUUUAGGUACAUAUUUAGGUGAAUUAUUGUUUUUCAAAUGGAAUACAUCCAUAAAUAAUUUCGAAGAAUAUUUGUAUGAUGCUGUCCAACAUCAUGGUCCAAUUGUCAGAAUUGAAAAACAUCCAGAGUUCGACGACAUUCUGCUGAGUGUUGGCGGCAGAGCGUUCUCGAUUUGGUUGCGCGCAAAUUUGGUCUUGGCGAGAAGUUGCUCCUCGCCUGGGGUCAAGUACACAGACGGAAGAUGGAUCCACUCUGCUGGAGGAGUUUGCUUGUCUCGUAACGACGGUUAUUUAGAAUUUUGGGAUUUUUCCACUCAAAGCAAUACCUACCUGGAAAAAAUCUGCAUCAGCAGUGAGGAAAUUUUAGAAUUUACUUUUGAUAAAUUAAAUUUAAUUACUGUAAUAUUAAGUGAUACAAGCGGAUCUAUUUUCUAUAUCGAAAUACUUAAUUAUUGCGCCAAAGAUACAGCAGAAGAUACCGAAAGCACCCGAAAAAUCUUUGAGAAUUCUGCUGAGUGUUAUUCUUCUUGGAUUAAUUGGACUAACAAGCGCAACGAGAAGAAAAAAUCAGCUGAAUUGAAACUGCUUGAGGAACAGAAAUUGGCUCAACUUAGAAAAGUGCGGCGGUCUCAACGAGCACCGGAACAUAAGACGAUAAUAACAGUAAAACCCCGGCCGACUUUCAAUCAAUUGGAAACACAAUACGCCAUCGAUACGGUGCUGAAUCAAAAGAAUUUGAGUCUGGACGAAGCGCUACGGUUGCAAGUUCCGAUACAAAUGGCUCGCGCCGAGGAAGUGCGACUAUUGCGGAAGCAACGUGGGAUAACAAGCCGGGCGAUGACGAUAUUCGCCGCAAACCUGUCGACGUAUUUGCCGCAAUUUGUGAGCGCCAACGAAGAUAAACACGCGCUACCCGCAUUAGCACCGCCCCUUUCCGCCGGCGAACAAACAGAAUUGAAGCACACCGCGGUAAAUCUGCAAUUUGAAGCCGACGGCGAACAACAAGAAGCUUUGCACGAGCAGCAGCAGCAUGUCGUGGCCGAGUACGAAUUGAUUCUCGCGGAAUUGAAAGCUUUCAUCACAAAGAAUCGAUUCCGCAUACAGCAGGCAGAGCGGCAGCCGUUUGUUCUGCGCCAUGCUUUGGGCGAAAAGCGGCGGCAAUUUUGGGCGCCAAAAGAGCGUCGACGCUCGCGGAAGGAUUUAUGAAGGCUUUACCGAGCUAGCGAAAUCUAAUAAAGGAAAUGAAUAGUUUUACAUAUGCGCGAUAGAAGUUCAUUGCACGCAUUAAUGAUUUUUUGUUGCUCUCCUUACUUGUGUCUUGCAAUA
Messenger RNA from Dalotia coriaria, 3278 nucleotides. Its product is annotated as dynein axonemal intermediate chain 3-like. The transcript has a single exon. Gene Ontology annotation, biological process: inner dynein arm assembly; cilium movement involved in cell motility. Lineage: Eukaryota; Metazoa; Arthropoda; Insecta; Coleoptera; Staphylinidae. The record is from RefSeq and is a predicted model, not a curated record. Gene Ontology annotation, cellular component: inner dynein arm. The coding region runs from base 297 to 3158 and encodes 953 amino acids. Gene Ontology annotation, molecular function: dynein light chain binding; dynein heavy chain binding.